CCGGAAGCGCUCGAGACAGUCAUGGACUGCAAGGCCGCGGCGGAACGGCCGCCGGAGGAAACCCUGGCGCUCUGGAAACGGGAGCAAGCCUGGCUGAAGGCCCGCGUGGUGGACUGGGACACCGAGCCAUGGCAGCAAGACCCCAGCUUCUCAGGGCUGCAGCGGGUCGGGGGUGUUGAUGUGUCCUUUGUGAAAGGGGACAGUGCCCGUGCCUGUGCCACCCUGGUGGUGCUCAGCUACCCGGAGCUCGAGGUGGUACACGAGGAGAGUCGCAUGGUCAGCCUGACCGCCCCCUACAUAUCCGGCUUCCUGGCCUUCCGAGAGGUGCCUUCCCUGGUGGAUUUGGUGCAGCGGCUGCGGGAGACAGAGCCUGGCCUCCUGCCCCAGGUCCUUCUUGUGGAUGGAAAUGGGGUGCUCCACCACCGAGGCUUCGGUGUGGCCUGCCACCUUGGCGUCCUUACGGGGCUGCCCUGCAUUGGGGUGGCCAAGAAGCUCCUGCAGGUGGACGGGCUGGAGAACAAUGCCCUGCACAAGGCGAAGAUCCAAGUGCUGCGGGCUGCGGGAGAUGCGUUUCCUCUGACUGGAGACUCUGGGGUGGUGCUGGGAGUGGCCCUCAAGAGCCACGACCGCAGUUCCAAGCCCGUCUACGUCUCCGUGGGCCACAAGCUGAGCCUGGAGACCGCUGUGCGCCUGACCCGCCACUGCUGCAGGUUCCGGGUCCCAGAGCCCGUGCGCCAGGCUGACAUCCGUUCUCGAGAGCACAUCCGCAGGACCCUCACGCCCCCAGAGCCCCCUGCGCCGGGCCGGGAGAGGAGCCGGAAGGUGCCGGGGCCAAAGCCGCGUCCCAAAGGAGGCUCAGGAGAGGGCCGCAGCCGGGGGCCGGGGACAGAGCAGGGGGCCCCGCGGCCAGGCUCCCCGGAACAGGACGAGGACCGGCGGCCUGGGGAAGCUGGGCACCGUGAGCGGCGCGCUCUGCCCGGGGAGGGUAGCUGCGCUGAGGAGCCGGUCCCCGGGGACGGUGGGGCUGUCCCCCCACCGCCGCACGUGGAACACGGGAAGUCUCACUGAUGGGAGGCAGCUCCGCCGGCUGCUGCCGGCCCUCGU
Molecule: messenger RNA, 1104 nt
Organism: Perognathus longimembris pacificus (Pacific pocket mouse)
Lineage: Eukaryota; Metazoa; Chordata; Mammalia; Rodentia; Heteromyidae
Gene: Endov
Product: endonuclease V
Exons: 9
Coding region: 22-1068 (348 amino acids)
Biological process (GO): DNA repair
Cellular component (GO): cytoplasm; nucleolus
Molecular function (GO): RNA endonuclease activity producing 5'-phosphomonoesters, hydrolytic mechanism; single-stranded RNA binding
Source: RefSeq, a predicted model, not a curated record